CCCUGUCAUAAUUCCUGUCACUUGGUCUGCCUUUGCUGCAACAACCACACCCAAUUUUGAGAGCUGCAUCCAGACAGCAAUCCUCGACAUGUUGGUCAAGAUCAUUGCAGUCUCUUUCCGAAGACGCAAUGGCCGAGGCCAUUAGGAUACGUUGGAGUAUAAAGAGGGAGUCGGAAGCAGAUGAUGUCGAUUACGGGGUUGAACAACGUCUUCUGCGUGCUAUCUAGCCACGCACUCAUACGUACUAUUGUAUUCCUCGUCAUUCACGUCAACCAUGUCGCACUCAUCCGGCCGUGAAGGGUGGUGCAAAUCGUGCCCGCAUGCCAUGGACAAACACAAGAAAGAAUAUUGCUCUGCCUGUCGGGGCUAUGUCCAAAUAUGCAUGUGCCUUAACCACGAAGGCGGAGAUCCGAUAUACAAGAUAUGCUUUGGCAAAUGCAAAUGCCGAUUCCCAACAACCGCCUACGGCGCCAGUUUGACCUGGCUAGCAGCCUAUCAGUACCGACCUGACCACGAGGCGUACAUUCCGGCGCUCCAUCCUGACUACACCAUUGAAGAAGACACAACCGAAAUUUCCAACGCAGACCCCAGCAACCUCGAUUUUGACUACGAACAGCUGGGAACUGACCCUGGACUCGAUAUCGAAGAAUCUUCAGCCGCAGUAGCUGGGCCCAAUGCCUUAAGACAACAACCGGAGAGCCCAGAUCCUCUGUCGUAUACCGGGCAGUCACCAACCAGUCUCGAAAAGGCAAUGGGAAGUAUGAGCAUUGGUGUGCACGGCGAACGAUCAGAGAGUCCGGAUCCUCUCGUGAUGCCAGGGCCAAGUGCUUGGAACGGUCCGACCGAAGUGAAACCGGUGGCAGCAUACGGCGGCAUUGCUUUCCAAAGCGGGGAUACGUGGUUUCACACCAGCCCAGAGCAAUGGCUUUGGCUAGGUGGCUGCUGGAUGUUUUUCGACUCUGAUCGACAGUUCAAUUGCCAGGCACUUCCAGUCACAGGACCGAAAGUCAAGGGAAAAGGCAAAGAGAAAAAGGCGGAGAAAGACAACAUUGAGGUGAACCCUGUUGCAGCAUACGGCCGUAUUGCAUUCCAAUACCACAUGUGGCAAAUGGCAACAUACUCAGAAAGAGCAAUGGCACAAGAAGCAUGGCCGAUUUCUAUUCACCGAUGAAUGGGACCAGACUUACUCAUGCAAGACUUUACCAAAGGCAGAAGGAGGAGAGGGGUCAGAGAGAACGGACAAGGGAAAGGCGGCUGAUCUGAUUCAGGAUCGGGGUGGAAGGAAUGAGAGGAAAAGACGAGAACACGGGCGCUGACGAUGUAGUGCUUAAGGAGUUUUCCUUUGUCACUUUCGUUUAUUGGAUGUCUUUUUGGCUAUCGCAGCCCUUCUAUUGCCAUCCAAACCAGCGCUUUAGCCAUGAGUGGCGCUGCGAUCGCAAGGCAUUUAUCAGAGUCAUGUCUCUAUCUCCG
Molecule: messenger RNA, 1470 nt
Organism: Sodiomyces alkalinus F11
Lineage: Eukaryota; Fungi; Ascomycota; Sordariomycetes; Glomerellales; Plectosphaerellaceae
Exons: 1
Coding region: 275-1171 (298 amino acids)
Source: RefSeq, a predicted model, not a curated record